This is a messenger RNA of Spodoptera litura, 1775 nucleotides long. RefSeq names its product achaete-scute-like protein asense (gene Ase). Lineage: Eukaryota; Metazoa; Arthropoda; Insecta; Lepidoptera; Noctuidae. Gene Ontology annotation, molecular function: protein dimerization activity; RNA polymerase II transcription regulatory region sequence-specific DNA binding; DNA-binding transcription factor activity, RNA polymerase II-specific. Gene Ontology annotation, biological process: developmental process; regulation of transcription by RNA polymerase II. The record is from RefSeq and is a predicted model, not a curated record.
UCUGACGCCAUCGAAUAGUCCUACUCCAGUUAACUAGAAAACAGUUAUUUUCUACGUGAUAUAAUCUAACCCAAGUCCGCAACUAAUACAAAAUAAACAAACGUAACAUGUGAAAACGGCAACUCAUCGUAACGAAAUGAGUUCCAUAGGCGUUGUUGUCUUCCGCAAUUCGCCGCUCGGCAAGUCGCAGGUGCUCCAGGAAUCCGUGAAUAAUUCCGUGAACAUAUCGAACAAUGUAGGCAAUCAAAAUUCCACACGUGAAAUUAUUAUAGUGAGAAAGAAGCAUAAGACCCCAUCCGUGCCAACGACUGUGUCAGUGACAUCAUUAGUUCGUGCUGCUGAUACUGCCUCAUCAACAGGACCAGUGGCUAAGAAAUCGCGAUCGUGUGAAAAUGCGGAUGAAUCAGUGCGGUCACCAACUCCUCUUGCAGUAGCUCGACGAAAUGCGCGGGAACGCAACAGAGUGCGCCAAGUCAAUGAUGGAUUUGCCGCUCUCCGCCGACAUAUCCCAGAAGAAGUGGCGGCUGCCUUCGAAAAUGCUAACUCCAAUCGAGGAGCUAACAAAAAGUUGAGUAAAGUGGAAACGCUACGUAUGGCCGUUGAAUAUAUUCGAAACUUGGAGAACUUGCUGAACAUCGGUCACGACAAAGAAAACUCGUCACGACCAUCAAUGGAAUCAUUCCCGUCUCCAGCAUCAUCAUCGCCUAGAGAAAAUAGUCAAGAAAGAAGUUACUAUUCAUUGCAUUCUCCUGCAAUUGAAGAUGAGGAUAUGGAUGAAGAUGAGUUAGACGGAUCUAUGCAUAUUCCUCGACAACAAUAUAUUGAUAUACAAGCAGCAGAACAGUUCCAGUUAGUGGCCACUCCAAAUUUGUAUGAAGAAGAAGAAGGCGCUGGACAACCUCUCACUCCAUCAUCUGAUCUUCUAGGUCACGAAGAGAUCACUCCUAAUUUAUUGGAAGGACAUUUCGCAUUCCCGAAUUCAGCUGAACAAUUUACAGUGAUUCCUGAAAGACAUUAUUUGAGUGAAACUGAUGUGCCAGUGACUGAAAAUGAUUUUGAAGUGAAAUAUUCUACGAUUAUGAAUCAACAAAUGCAUCACAGUUUCACUGAAGACACUAGCCUUCCCUCGAUUGAUCCUGGACUGAUUUUGAACCAUAACGAAUAUAAAUUUAAGGCUGACAACACUUUAUUAGUUGAGGAUCAGUUUAAUGAUGACAUGGAACUGAAGAAAGAACUACCAGAUAUUCAAGUGACACCAGAAGACAGAGAACAAUUCGAAGAAACCUUGAAAUGGUGGCAGGAGAAAACUAGACAAGCUCGAUUACUGAAACAUAACAAUAAGAAUUAAUUAAGAUAUGAUUGAACGUAGUUCGCAUGUAGAUAAAUUUAAUUUUAGAUAUUUAUUGCGAUAGACGUAUGUAUAGUUUAGUAAAACAUAACAUACAGCUGUUAGUGCCAAAGUCGGUUGACGGCGCAGGCGCAAGGUGUGUUGUAACGGUCGAGAGACGAGCCUGCACUUCAAGCUUUGUACAUUGAUCGUGUUAUUUAUAUGUAAUUCUAGUAGCUUAACAUAGUUCAAUGACUUAAAUAUUCAAUGAUUGUCCAGUGUAUGGUAGAAUAGAUAAAAGCUCGCCUGAAUAGUUCAAAUAUUGUAAAUACUUACGAGUUUCCUAGGGCACCUCUUUAUACAAAUUGAAUUACUUGACUUAGUGCCUUCUAUUUUAGUAAACAUUGUGAUGUUAGAUUUUAGUUAAUUUACGAUAAUAAACAUAUCU